AUGAUAUAUCCUACAGCUGGUGCUAUCAAUGUUACGACUACAAGUUGAUGUCCUUCAGAUGCAGCACGUAGCGUCAGUGCACCCAAACACGAAUGGGAACUAGUUUAGGCGGGAAGAUGUGCAGCUGUUCGACACAGAGACCGACAAACAAUGGGUAGCUGAUGAUGCAACAACAGGUCGGUCAAGGCCAACCGAACGACUCCAAGCUGACACUGCACUGUACCAAGCCGUUGCCCAAUUUCUUCUUAUAUAACAAAAUGUAUCGGGUCCACACGCAUGAGUUCCUCCUCAGCCAUGGAUGCUCGUCUAGGAAGUUUAGGCAAUCUUGUCUGCAUUUUCCUCAUUAUUUUCGUCCUGGGUGGAGCUAACGGUGGAGUGUUUGUGCCUAUACUGCAACAAGAUCAAGAACUUAAUCCAGAUGGGUCAUACAGAUACAGCUACGCCACUGCCAACGGGAUCAUGGCGGCGGAGCAGGGGAAGCUCCAGAGACCUGGGUCUCCAGAGGAGGCUCAGACCGUGGAGGGCUCCUACACCUACCUGAACUCUGACGGGACUCUGGUGAAUGUCCGAUACACUGCCGACCACAACGGAUUCCGUGCCGUGCCCAACGUGGUCUAUCGCCCAGAGGUUCUCCAGAAGUCGUCCGCUUCUGGGACCGUGCUCUUCCAGACCUACAAUGAUCUCCGCCAGGCUCUGACUGUACGAUAGUCUUCAACAAAUGCAUCCCACCUUCACUUGAUUAGACUGACUCUUAAUAUAAUUUAGUAUUAAUGAUGUAAACCAUUGUGUUUAACUUACAUAAAGUUACAAGUUAA
Homalodisca vitripennis (glassy-winged sharpshooter) is the source of this 815-nucleotide messenger RNA. RefSeq names its product endocuticle structural glycoprotein SgAbd-9-like. The record is from RefSeq and is a predicted model, not a curated record. Gene Ontology annotation, molecular function: structural constituent of chitin-based larval cuticle. Gene Ontology annotation, cellular component: chitin-based extracellular matrix. Bases 277 to 708 code for a protein of 143 amino acids. Lineage: Eukaryota; Metazoa; Arthropoda; Insecta; Hemiptera; Cicadellidae. The transcript has 3 exons.